GCCUCCGAGAGCCUUUGCCCGCCCUGGACGGCGCCCGCGCGUGCGCGGACCGCGGGGGGCGUGGCGAAGGGCGCGGGGGCGAGGCCUGAGGAGGCGCGGGGCAGUGACGCAAUGCGCCCCUAGUGGCGGGUGUCUUCGCGCCUUCGCUCUGUAGCCUCUGGAUUCCGUUUCCACGGUUACGGCGGCGCGCGAGGCUCGGUCCCAGGUAAGAUCCGGGUGGAACGGAAACGUGAUACUUGAGGGACCGAAGGCAGCAAGGCUUAGGGGAGCGGGGAAGCGGGACCUGGGCUCGGGGUCGGGGGAGGUCUAACCUUUCGCCCCUGUGCGUGCCCCCACUGCGGGCUCUGGUUAGCUCUGCCCCGCGAUUCCCCAAGGAUGCUGUUCCGCCCACUAGUGUUCUUCUGCCCCACGAACUGUCCUGGACCCCCACAACCCCUCUUCCUGAGUCUCCCAGCUGCUGACCUCACUCUUCUCUGUCGCCAAGUCACUGACAUGCAGCUGUUUGUCCGUGCCCGGGAGCUGCACACUCUUGAAGUGACCGGCCUGGAGACAGUUGCCCAGAUCAAGGCUCAUGUGGCCUUCCUGGAGGGCCUCACCACUGAAGACAAAGUCGUGCUUCUGGCAGGUUCUCCCCUGCAGGAUGAAGCCACCCUGGGUCAGUGUGGGGUAGAAGCCCUGGCAACCCUGGAAGUGGUUGGCCGAAUGCUAGGAGGUGAGUCGGGCUGCAAGAGGCCAAGCUGUACCAUGGGGUUCUUUACGAUCCUUACACUUACUCACUUUGUUUGCCUUUCGCAGUGUCUAGCAUAUUUUGCCUUAAUUUACCGUGUCUAAAAGUCGGCUGAUUUUGUGUUAAA
Messenger RNA from Lynx canadensis (Canada lynx), 854 nucleotides. Its product is annotated as putative ubiquitin-like protein FUBI-like protein ENSP00000310146. Gene Ontology annotation, molecular function: protein binding. The record is from RefSeq and is a predicted model, not a curated record. Bases 376 to 831 code for a protein of 151 amino acids. NCBI's taxonomy places the organism in Eukaryota, Metazoa, Chordata, Mammalia, Carnivora, Felidae. The transcript has 2 exons.